Molecule: messenger RNA, 1785 nt
Organism: Tripterygium wilfordii
Lineage: Eukaryota; Viridiplantae; Streptophyta; Magnoliopsida; Celastrales; Celastraceae
Product: GDP-fucose transporter 1-like
Exons: 1
Coding region: 549-1598 (349 amino acids)
Cellular component (GO): Golgi apparatus
Molecular function (GO): GDP-fucose transmembrane transporter activity; antiporter activity
Source: RefSeq, a predicted model, not a curated record
CGUAAAUAUCAAAGAAAAGAACGUGCCAUCUUCUGCAAACGAAGAUCCCCGUUUUUGCCAAUAAAUUGUCUCGUUGACUGUCAUUGGCCAACGCCAUCUUCUGCAAACGAAGAUCCCCGUGUUUUCGACUCUUCACUGCGUUCCCUUCCCUCUCGUUUGCUCCAUCUCACACUAUUUACGUUUACUUUGAUUCUGAAUGCGCAAAAGCCUCUCUUUUCAUGCUUAAAUCUCGCUCUUUUCCCCUUUCAAGAUCUGCUUUCCUCUUCGUGUCGGUGAACUCUAAUUCCAUUUCUUUUCUAGGUUUCUUGAUUGCUUCUAAUCCUUCUUCACUUUGAUUCCUCCUAUGUUUUCUUCUCUCACUUAGUCUUCCAUCUCUAAUUCGAUAUUAUUCUGCAUUAAUUUGAAGCAGCAGAUCGGAUGAUUUGAGCUUCUUUACUUCUUCAUUUUCUUCUUACAUCUCAAAUCCGUUCGAGAAUGUCUCUUUAACUUGUUAGGCAGAUCUAGUCAAUUGCACAAGUGAUCACUGUAAAAGGAAUUGGAAAGCUGACAUGUCUUCUGUUCGAUUUGAUUCUACCAAGCAGCACUAUGCCACGAGCAGUCUCGUGGUGGGAUAUGCACUCUGUUCGAGCUUGCUUGCUGUGAUCAACAAGUACGCCAUUACCAAAUUCAACUACCCUGGUCUCUUAACUGCCUUACAGUACCUAACCUCUGCAUUGGGUGUCUGGGUUUUGGGAAAAUUAGGGUUUUUGCAUCACGAUCCCUUCACAUUGGAGACCGCUAAGAAGUUUCUACCUGCUGCAAUCGUGUUCUAUCUCGCGAUUUUCACUAAUACCAAUCUCUUGCGCCACGCGAAUGUGGAUACCUUUAUAGUGUUCAGAUCCUUGACACCCCUUUUAGUGGCAAUAGCCGAUGCCGUGUUCAGGAAACAACCCCUGCCGUCAAAGCUCACCUUUGCGUCCUUAGUGAUCAUUCUGGGUGGUGCUGUUGGGUAUGUUGCUACUGAUUCAGCUUUUACUUUGACAGCCUAUUCAUGGGCAUUUGCUUAUUUGAUAACGAUUACAGCAGAGAUGGUCUAUAUCAAACAUAUCGUGACAAAUGUUAGUUUGAACACAUGGGGUCUUGUGUUCUACAACAAUUUGUUGUCUUUGAUGAUUGCACCUUUGUUUUGGUUGCUAACGGGAGAGUAUUCUGAAGUGUUUGCUGCUUUGGGGUCUAAUUCUGGGAAUUGGUUUCAAAUGAGUGCUUUCUUAGCUGUGUCUUUGUCCUGUGUGUUUGGUUUGCUUAUCAGUUUCUUUGGCUUUGGAGCCAGGAAGGCGGUCUCUGCGACUGCAUUUACUGUGACUGGUGUGGUUAAUAAGUUCCUUACUGUUGUGAUCAAUGUUAUGAUUUGGGAUAAGCAUGCAACACCAUUUGGUUUGGUCUGCCUUCUCUUCACGCUUGCAGGAGGUGUUCUUUACCAGCAAUCAGUUACUAGAGGAGGAAAUGCUCCUCCACAACGGGAGUCCACUGCACAUAAGGAGACUGACAGUGAAUUUGAGGCUGAUGAUUUGGAAGAGGAUCAAGAGAAAGGCACAACUGGUAAACUUGCUUCUAUAUGAGCAAAUUUAUAUUGUAUUUCCUAUUUAUUUAGCCACAGUGAUGACUUGAUGGGGCUGAUUAGGAUGUUUCAGCCACAUUUUCACUUAGUUAUCAAACAAAAUUAUUGCUUUUUCCUGUAUGAGAUCUUCACAUAUACUACCCUUAGAAUUUGAGUUCUUAAUGCACUCUUGUUUAUAUCUUUCCAAA